This is a messenger RNA of Pseudopodoces humilis (Tibetan ground-tit), 2852 nucleotides long. It is a transcript of the gene TMCC3, whose product is annotated as transmembrane and coiled-coil domain family 3. The record is from RefSeq and is a predicted model, not a curated record. NCBI's taxonomy places the organism in Eukaryota, Metazoa, Chordata, Aves, Passeriformes, Paridae. Gene Ontology annotation, cellular component: endomembrane system.
CCGCAGGGCUGGUGCUUGGGCGGCCCUGGGCGGCACCGCGCCCGGCGCGGGGCAGCAGCACAAGCACAAGCAUGCCGGGCAGCGACACGGCGCUCGCCGUGGACAGGACGUACUCGGACCCGGAGCGGCACCGGCGCCGCAAGACCAGGGUGGAAAGACAUGACAUGAAUACCCUGAGUUUACCACUUAACAUCCGCCGUGGAGGUUCUGAUACCAACCUGAACUUUGAUGUACCAGAUGGGGUCCUAGAAUUUCACAAAGUCAAACUCAAUGCAGAUAGCUUGAAACAGAAAAUCCUCAAGGUUACGGAGCAAAUCAAGGUUGAACAAACAGCUCGAGAUGGAAACGUGGCUGAGUAUUUGAAACUGGUCAACAGUGCAGACAAGCAACAGGCUGGGCGCAUUAAGCAAGUCUUUGAGAAAAAGAACCAGAAAUCUGCCCACUCCAUUGCCCAGCUGCAGAAGAAAUUGGAACAGUAUCACAAAAAGCUCAAGGAUAUUGAACAAAAUGGAUCUUCCAAAGCUACCAAGGAUACUUCCAAAGAUAACUUGAAAGAUGUUCAACAUGGAAAGUCUCGUAGCACUGGGCACGGAACGGAGAGCAGCAAGUCGGGUGUGCCGGGUGUAUCUUUGACACCACCUGUCUUUGUUUUCAGCAAGUCCAGAGAGUUUGCCAACUUGAUCCGAAACAAAUUUGGUAGUGCGGACAACAUUGCUCAUCUCAAAAAUACUCUGGAUGAAUUUCGGCCAGAAACGAGUUCUAGAACCUAUGGGGGAAGUGCCACCAUUGUUGCCAAACCAAAAUACGUUAGUGAUGAUGAAUGCUCAAGUGGGACCUCUGGAUCAGCAGAUAGCAACGGGAAUACCUCCUUUAGUCCUGCUGUGGCAAGUACCCUGGACAGCCAAGGAAAGCUUUCCAUGAUUUUGGAAGAACUAAGGGAAAUCAAGGAGACACAGUCCCAAUUAGCUGAUGAUAUUGAGAAUUUAAAAACCCAAUUUAAAAGAGACUAUGGCUUUAUUUCUCAGAUGCUACAAGAGGAAAGAUAUAGAUACGAAAGAUUGGAAGACCAGUUAAAUGACCUCACUGACCUUCAUCAAAAUGAGACAGCAAACUUGAAACAAGAGCUAGCCAGCAUAGAGGAGAAGGUGGCAUAUCAGGCCUACGAGCGAUCACGAGAUGUUCAGGAAGCCUUGGAAUCAUGCCAGACCCGGGUUUCCAAACUGGAACUCCAUCAGCAAGAACAGCAAGCACAGCAGUCUGAAACAGUCAAUGCCAAAGUGCUCCUGGGGAAAUGCAUAAAUGUUAUCCUGGCCUUCAUGACUGUCAUCUUAGUGUGCGUUUCUACUAUUGCGAAGUUCAUUGCUCCUAUGAUGAAGAGCCGUUUUCAUAUCAUUUGCACUUUUUUUGCAGUGACGCUGCUGGCAAUAUUUUGUAAAAACUGGGAUCAUAUCAUUUGUGCUAUAGAAAGAAUGAUUAUACCAAGAUGAAGCUGUUGGACUGUCUGUUUUUUUCCUUUUUCUUUUUUCCCCCCCCACCUCUUUUCUUCCCCUCCCGGUUUUUUAUGCACUAUGUGUAUACAAAUUCUGGUGAAAAUAUAUAAAAGUAUACUUGUUGGCAGUCAGUUGCCUGUUCAAUUCGAUUUUGUCUAACUGGCUGUAUCCGUGAUGAACUGCUCACUUAAGUCAGUCUUCUGCCUUAAUCCAAAAGGUUUUCCACUUUCCAAACCCAUACCCACAAAAGAUGGUAUGAUGGUCUGGGAGGGAUCCCAGCAACUCCAAGUUGCUGGUCAGGUGUGCUUUUAACUAGGCUGGAGUGCAAAGAGUGUGAUCAGGAGGGAGUGCCAUAAUGUGUAUCAGCUAGUUGGACUGAUAGUUAAUUUUCUCUCUGAAUCCAACUAGAGUGAUAAGCCAAACUAUGCAGUCGUGUGUAUCAGUAGCUCUAAAUUCUAAAUCAAUGCGUAAUAUUACAUGAGAUUUUGAGUUUUCAAGACUAACAAAACUUGAUGCUUCUGCUAGUAAUUUUUUGCACAGGAUUUAUUGUUUGUAAAUAAGACCAGUCAUGACUAUUGACCAGUCAGUUGUUCUGUCCUGGCACUGUUCCUUAUCACAUUCAGGAAACACAUACAUGUGGCGUAAGACUUCCAAAGAGGAAUUGAAUUGAAUUAUAAGAUCCCCAGGCAACUUUGUAAAGGACUUAAGAAGCAAGUAACUGGUAAGAAAGUUGUCAUCCACACCAAAGCACUCACUUGUUCAAGCCCUGCAACCUGCAAGGGGAAAGAAGUACACAGAAAGGCAACAUGGAGGUUAGCCUUUGUUAGCACUGAAUUGUUGGGGUGUUCUAACUGAAUGCAAAGCAUACAGGUGGUGGGACCCUGGGUACAGUGGAUUUCUUUCUUCUUUCAGAUUAAAGAAUGUGGCAGAAACAUGAGGGAACAGCUUCUUAGGGGGAGCAGGGAGUUAAACUUCUGUAUAUAUAGGAACUAUAGACACUCUCAACAAACAUUCCUGAAAAUAAUGGAUUAACAUGCAGUACCACUACUAGGAGACAGGGUUGGGUUUGUUUUCCCACUGGAAUUUAUUUUGUGUGAUUUAAGAACUGCAAAUAACUUGAAAUCAGCUUGGCUUUCAGCCAUGAUGUAAAACAAGAUCUUUAUUAAAAAUAAACAAACAAAAAACACCACAAAACAAACCACCACAAACAGAAUUCUUCUCCACUCUCCAUGAAGUGAAAAAAGUGUCUCCAAUUAUUUGAUGUUCAGUGUUAGUAACUGUGAAAAUAAUUGUCAUGACAUAUUUUCUUUUCAGUUGCAGUAUUUUUUAUGCUGGUAUUAUGGGAGGGUGGGAGGGAGGGCA